AUGGCCACGUUUGUAUGCAGGGUGCAGUUCUUAGAUGAUACUGAUCCAUUCAACAGCACCAAUUUUCCGGAGCCCACCAGACCACCUCUGUUCACCUUCAGAGAGGAUAUCCCGCUCAUAAACCAGAUAGCAGGGGUGCACAGACUUCUCAAGGCUCCACAAAAGCUCGAUGACUGUGCGCUGCAGCUAUCCCAUAAUGGAAGCUACCUGGACCUGGAGUCCACUCUGGCGGAGCAGAGGGACGAGCUGGAGGGCUUCCAGGAGGACGGAGGGAGGGGCAAGAAGCACAGUAUCAUCCUGCGGACUCAGCUCUCAGUGAGAGUCCAUGCCUGUAUAGAGAAACUCUUCAACUCGACGGGUCGGGAGCUGAGACGAGCGCUGUUCUCUCUGAAGCAGAUCUUCCAGGAUGAUAAAGACCUGGUGCAUGAGUUCGUGGUGGCUGAGGGACUCACCUGUCUCAUUAAAGUGGGAGCAGAAGCAGAUCAGAACUACCAGAACUACAUCCUCAGAGCUCUAGGUCAGAUUAUGCUGUAUGUGGAUGGGAUGAACGGGCUGAUUGGACACAAUGAAACGGUGCAGUGGCUCUACACGCUGGUGGGAUCAAAGUUCCGUCUGGUGGUUAAGACGGCUCUGAAGCUGCUGCUGGUGUUUGUGGAGUACACGGAACCCAACGCUGCGCUGCUCAUCCAGGCUGUGAGUGCUGUGGACACCAAACGAGGUUGUAAGCUGUGGUCCAAUGCCAUGGAGAUUCUGGAUGAGAAGGACGGAGUGGACACUGAGCUGCUGGUGUACGUCAUGACCCUCAUCAACAAGACGCUUGCAGGUCUUCCAGAUCAGGACUCAUUCUAUGAUGUGGUGGACUGUCUGGAGGAGCAGGGUAUCGAGACCAUUGGCCAGAGGCACCUGAAUAGGAAGGGCACUGACCUGGACCUGCUGGAGCAGUUUAACAUCUACGAGAUGGCUCUUCGUCAUGAGGAUGGUGAUGAUGAGACGGCUCCACCUCCAGUGGGCCGGAAGGACCGCCGUAGGGCGAGUGUGUGCGGGACGCUGGAGAGGCGGGGCCUGGAGCGUAGGCGGAGCCGCAGACACUCGCUUCAAAACGGCAAAGGCCCCGCCUCUGCUCCCGCCUCCCCCUGCCAUAGCCACACCCCCAACUUCAUGCCGUUUAACAGCCAGAGGAUUGAGGACGUCACAGAGAGUCUCUCGGAUGUUAGGUACUUAAACACGCCCUGUUCCACAUGCGCGUCCAGAGCCACUCUUAGUGUCGGCAGCAGGCAGAACGGCUACGCGGCCACCUUCCCCGGCAGAUCAUCCGGCGUAUCCAGCGCCCCCUCAACCCCCUUCGGCCGCUUCAUCUCUACAGGAAGCCCACCUGCAGACGGAAAACCUGACAGGCCGGCUCUGGGGGGUUUGCUGACCUCCUCUUACAGGCAGCAUCAGGAGAGUCUGGCUGCGGAGCGAGAGAGGAGGAGGCUGGAGAGAGAGGAGAGGCUGCACAGGAUCGAGCGCGAGGAGAGAACCCGCUUCAACCGUGACUAUGUGGAGAAGAGAGAGGAAGUCAGACACGCUCGUGAAGAAAGGUAUAAGCAAGUGGAGCGUCUGGCAGCGGAGGAGUACGAGAGGGAGCGCGUGACAUCAUCACCACGAGGACGGACAGAGAUCACACUCAGCCUGAGCUCUCGGACCCCCGUCACCACACGCUGUCACACACACAUCUCCACGGAGCCUCAGGAGGACACAAACACUCACACACACUCCGCACAAGAAGCUGAGCCAGUGCAGACAGCAGCACAGCCUCCCUCCGAGCCAGAGGAAGAACAGAAGCCUGUGGACGAGAAGGACAUAACCCUGUCCUUCCUUCAGACGGAGAGCGACACACGGCCGGACGAAACAGAGAAAGAGCAGCUAGCAGGAGAUGGAGGGAAACAGGAGGGACAAGAGGAGAGAGGAGAGAAAGACAUGACCGGGAAAGAAGAGGAGGAAAGGGAAGAAGGAACGGAGGAACGAACGGAGGCAGAGGAGGAGGAGGAACAAGAGAAAGAACAGAUGGUGGAGGAGAGCGCCAUCCUCAGUGAGAAAGAGAGGCAGAACGAGGAACUGAAUGAGAAAGAUAACUGUUCUGCCUCCAGCAUCUCCUCAGCCAGCAGCACUCUGGAGCGCGAGGAGAGGGAAGAGAAGCUCAUGAGUGACAGUGACUCAGGUCAGUGGGCAGAUUGCAUUAAGACUGCAGAGAUCAAUGAACAAUGUGGCAAAGUCCUCAACAGCAAGCGCUUCAUGCUGGACAUGCUCUACACCCAGAACAAGAAGCCUGUAGCAUCGGAGGAGGAGGAGAAGGAUAGUGAGAAAGAGAAGGAGAAGGAGAGGGAGAAGGAGAGAGACUCAAGCCUGGCCUGCCGAAUCUCCACACUGGAGGCCCGGCGGCAGGCCUGCGAGGAGAACGUGAAGAAGAUGGAAGUGCAGCACCUGGACAACCAGGGCAACGUGCGAGCCGUCGCCGAGAAAUUCGGAGACUUGGUGAAGGGACUGUCUUCGUCUCAUGAAGCAGAGCAUGCCGGGAAGGAAAAACCGCCGCCCCCACCACCAUCCCCCACACCUGCACCUGCGCCAGCCAAGAAGGAGUCGGACCACAUCUGGGACCAGCUGAUGGACCCCCGAGAGCUCAGGAUAAAAGAGAUGGACUUCACGGACCUUGGGGAGGAGGACGACGUGGACAUUUUGGAUGUUGGGAACAUGAUGGGGUCAGGUGACCACCUGCCCCCUCCUCCCCCACCUCCUUGUAUACCCAACCUUCCGCCCCCUCCACCCUUAUUUGGGUGCCCACCUCCUCCUCCUGUUCCAAGCAUGAUGCCACCCCCUCCCCCACCCUCCAUGACCCCAAUGUCACCUUCGAAUCUCGGAUCCCCUCAGCAUGGCCGGGGAGAACCCCCGCUCUUCCAGAAGAAGAAAAAGACCAUCAGGCUCUUCUGGAACGAGGUUAGACCCACAGACUGGCAGUGCGGCAGCCAUAAGCACUGCAAGGAGUCACUGUGGACCAAACUGGACCCGGUCAAACUGGACACGGCCAAGUUGGAGCACCUCUUCGAGACCAAGUCCAAGGAGCUUCCUGUUACAAAGAAAACAGCAGCAGACGGGAAACGGCAGGAGAUCAUCGUUCUCGACUCCAAAAGGAGCAACGCCAUCAACAUCGGGCUGACGGUCCUCCCGCCGCCUCGCACCAUCAAAACAGCCAUCCUGAACUUCGACGAGUACGCGCUAAACAAGGAGGGCAUAGAGAAAAUCCUGACAAUGAUUCCUACGGAAGAGGAGAAGCAGAAGAUCCAGGAAGCUCAGCUGGUGAACCCGGACACUCCUCUGGGCAGCGCUGAGCAGUUCCUCCUCACGCUCUCCUCCAUCAGCGAACUGACCGCACGCUUGCAGCUCUGGGCCUUCAAGAUGGACUACGACGUCUUAGAGAAGGAAGUGGCCGAGCCCCUACAGGACCUGAAGGAGGGCAUGAAUCAGCUGGAGAACAAUAAGACAUUGCGCUUCAUUCUGUCGACGCUGCUCGCCAUCGGCAACUUCCUGAACGGCUCAAACGCUAAGGGCUUUGAGCUGAGUUACCUGGAGAAGGUUCCGGAAGUGAAGGACACUGUACAUAAGCAGUCUCUGCUGCACCACGUCUGCUCCAUCGUGGUGGAGAAGUUUCCAGAAGGUUCUGACCUCUACUCCGAGAUUGGAGCCAUCACGCGCUCGGCUAAGGUGGACUUCGACCAGCUGCAGGACAACCUGUGUCAGAUGGAGCGGCGCUGCAAAGCAUCAUGGGACCACUUGAAGGUCAUCGCCAAGCACGAGAUGAAGCCGGCGCUGAAGCAGCGCAUGUCGGACUUCCUGAAGGACUGCGCCGAGAGGAUCAUCAUUUUAAAGAUCGUCCACAGACGCAUCAUCAACAGGUUCCACGCGUUCCUGCUGUUCCUGGGCCACCCGCCGUACGCGGUGAGGGAGGUGAGCAUCCACCGCUUCUGUAAGAUCCUGAGCGAGUUUGCGCUGGAAUACCGGACCACCAGAGAGAGGGUCCUGCAGCAGAAACAGAAAAGAGCCAACCACCGCGAGAGGAACAAAACCCGCGGGAAGAUGAUCACCGACAGCGGGAAGUUUGCGGGCUCGUCGGCGGAGGGUCCGGAGGCUCCGCCCCAGGGGCUGGGCUACGCUGAGGACGUGGCGGAGCACGAGCAGAUGACUGCAGUUCUGCGCAACAGCCUGCAGGGCGGCGACAGCACCACGUCCGUGCUGCCCGGCCUCCGCACGCGCACCAGAGCCAGCCGAGGCCGCAUGGCACUGUGGUCAUCAGCCAAUGAAGAACCGUCGAACGGUCUAGAGGACACGGCGGACGAGAUCAUGGAGCGCAUCGUGAAGUCGGCGACUCAGGGCCCGAGCCAGCGCAGCCAGCCGCGGGAGAGGAGGCGCUCCAGAGCCAACCGCAAAUCCUUAAGAAGAACACUGAAGAGUGGUCUGACCCCAGAGGAGGCUCAGGCUCUCGGACUGUCCAGCGGCUCUGAGAUGCAAGUGUGACACAAAAAAAGGACUGGAGCAGCUCAGGGUGUCGACACUUUCUCACACACAGACACUGAGAGGAGAGCGACUUUCACCACCACUCGACCCGCCGGACUCCGCGGCCGCCGCGCCGCUGCCAUGGAAACUUCACACUUCAUCACACUUUUACACUUUUAAGGCAUUUUCAGAAGACAAGCACAGCAGGAGUCGGUCAGCACAUGGCCGGCGCUCUCGGCCCGGUACUGACGGACCGGCGGACCGGUUCUCCUCUGCAGAGACAGACUAGUGUUUCUAACCACUGUGGCCUUGAGAGUAACCCAAAGAGCUGCGCUUCAGCCAGCUGCUCUCUGUCGCCCCCCUGUGGUGAUAACAGACAGACUGUAUUGAUUAGUAGCACCUUCAGCAUUAAAGGAGCGGUUCAAACCGAACAGACACGCUUUUCCACUCAGCCCAGACGGAGGCGACCGGCCGAGACACGUUCCGAGGACAAAUUUAGCUUCCGGAGCUUCGAGGCCGACAGCAGAAGUUCUGUAGAUACAUCUCGGCUCACUCUGGUCUUCAGUUCAGCCGUUUAGGACGCAGCGUGACCGACUGUGAGACACAAACACGAAGAAAACUUCAGGAUGUAGCUCAGCUCUGCGCUCUUCUCACGCCAGGGUUAUUAUUAGGGCUGUAACGAUUCUGAAAACGAGGCCACAACUGCACCACUGCAGAUGCAGCCUGUUAAGCUCUCUCGCUUUUGAUACCAGCCACUUCGUUUUCCACUGCAGAUAUAGCGCCCCCUCAGUGUAGCUGGUCGUCAUAGCGACACCACAUGAAACUGCCGUGACGUGAAGGAGACACAUGUUGUUCAGAAGAGGCAGCGACACAAAAAGGCAGGAGAUUUAGUUUUUCACUUUGGUUUUGAUUUCAGUUUAGUUUCAGUUAGACUUCGAGUUUAGUUUUAUUUUCAGAAAAAUAAUCUUUUCAGAGUUUUAUUUAGUUUCAGUUUUAGUUUUUCUAUUAUUAAUAUUAGCAGCAGACUGAGCUCAGCUCGGCUCCAAGACCGAACACAGAAACACAGAAACACACUUUUAAACUCUGAUUAAAACUAAAAAAACUAAAACUAGCUUAUUUUUAUUCCAGAUAAGGAGCACAUUUUUCCACUGCUAGUUUUGGUUUUGAUGAUAGUUUUAAUUCACUGUAAUAACCCUGGCGCAUCACGCGUCACUCAGUUACGUUCACGUUUAUUUUUGGAUCUUCAUGUAUGAUCAGUUUGAAAACUGAAGGCUGUUAUUUAUAAACAGAAACAGAAAAUGAGAAGAGAAACCUGUGAUCUGUUGUCCGAAGCUACGUGGUGAAGUUUUGUUCAUCUUGACAGCUCACAGUGAGCCCCUAUGGCGCCCCCUAGUGGCCAUUCUGCUGGCAGAAUGGAAAUCGAGUGCGAUAUUUUUAAUGAAUUAAAUAUUUGUCCCCGUAACUCUUAUCAGAUGAACUAGGACUGUCUUUCUGUGCGAAAUGUUGAGCUGCUAG
Messenger RNA from Colossoma macropomum (tambaqui), 6042 nucleotides. RefSeq names its product formin homology 2 domain containing 3b (gene fhod3b). The record is from RefSeq and is a predicted model, not a curated record. Gene Ontology annotation, molecular function: actin filament binding. Gene Ontology annotation, cellular component: cytoplasm; cytoskeleton. Gene Ontology annotation, biological process: actin filament network formation; sarcomere organization; cortical actin cytoskeleton organization. NCBI's taxonomy places the organism in Eukaryota, Metazoa, Chordata, Actinopteri, Characiformes, Serrasalmidae.